AGUUCAGUGCUGCGAGCAGUUGCUGGACUACACCACAACAUGUCGAUGGAAAGCAAGGUCAUAGCUAGCAGUAAUAAAGCUUCUCGUACGGCAUCGUCUGUGCACGACGUUUCGGCUGAAAAGCCACCAUUCGGAGCUCGAUUUCUGACUCCAGAUCAAGAUGUGUGGAGUCAAAAUGCGUGGGACCAUGUGCCGCCGCCCGACGACCAAGAUGAUAUUAUCGCUGCGGCUAUAGCGAGACAAAAGUCGGCACCUGUCCCGGAAGACGAGAAGAAAAAACACAACGAAAAACCUGCGAAAAAUUGGGAUAAUUUCUACAAGGCGAACGCGGGGAAUUUCUUCCGCAACCGUAAAUGGCUACACCUAGAAUUUCCAGAGCUUGUUAAAGCGGCCGAGCCUGAGACUGGGCCGUUAACUAUCGCGGAGAUCGGCUGCGGCGCUGGAAACGCCAUAUUUCCUCUCCUGUCCGCGAAUCGUAAUCCCAACCUGACCUUGCGAGCAUAUGACUACUCGUCGCAUGCAGUGAAAUUGGUGCAGUCGAACCCGCUCUAUCAGUCGCCACCUUUGGGAAAUAUCGAGGCUGCAGUCUGGGACCUGUCUUCGAAUUCUUUGCCAGCAGGGCUGGAGGGUGGCGCGGACUUCAUCAUCCUGAUCUUUGUGCUCAGUGCGUUGCACCCGAACGAGUGGCACCAAGCCAUGACAAAUGUCCAUAAGCUAUUGAAGCCUGGGGGAAUGUUGCUCUUUCGGGACUAUGGGCGAUACGACCUGACACAACUGCGUUUCAAAGGCGGCCGUCUUUUAGAAGACAACUUCUACAUUCGUGGCGACAAGACGCGGGUUUACUUCUUCGAGCUCCCGUCUGGCCUAUCCCACCCGCUCUUCGCCAUCGAGCAGCUUGGCGUUGACCGCCGGCUCAUCGUGAACCGGAAGCGCCAGCUGAAGAUGUACAGAGUCUGGAUGCAGGGGAAGUUCCGCAAGCUGUAGUGGUCGCGAAGCUUAUGUGCAGCUGCACAUUAGGAGUGCAUGCGCAUGAAGCAUAUGCGAGAGAAGGGAUUCCAGACUUGAACGUCCAGCCUACCCGUUAAGCAGACAGCUGAGAUAUCACUUAUAAUUACGCUUUACGACAGUUUUGUCUAUGAAUUGCCCAGUCUCUAGCAAUCCGCAUGAAUGGAAGGUCGACUUUGAGGCAAAUAUGGCGAAAUACCUACUUUUUCUGGCAAUCGGGGCCGCAAUACGCGGUAUGCCAGCAUCCGGUGCACACACGCAGACGAUGCGCUGGUUUAUGCACGCUGCACAAGCACUGGUCCCGUGCACAUCGUGAGAGCGGCGAGAAAAUACCGAUAUGGGCCAAGGAUAGGUCGCUCGAGCCAUAUUUGCCGACUCCCAGAGACGCUCCAAGAUCGAUCCACGCGUUGGAGAUCGUUCGCCAGCCGCCAUGGUAAGCCAAUCUGGGUGAACUCAGCUUCUGAAGAAUCUCUCUCCAGAGCGAGCAACUGAAGCGCCGCAUCGCCUCCAGCUGCGGACGAUUGCCCAGACUGUCAACUUGCCGUGUGCGGUGUUCGUUGAGGUGUACGAUGCACUGUUCGAUUAUCCUGUGCACCUGCGUCAGCUGCCCAUCUUGGCCUGGCACUAUUUGCCACAAUAAGCGUCCUUUAUAAGCGAGAUAACACGGGUGGUGCUCACUGCGUGGAGUGCUACCCUCCAAUAUUAGACGAAUAUACUGGAAAAGAAAGACAACAACAGCGUGGACACAUCGUUCCGAAGAUUUCUGAUAGAUAACUGCAGGCGGUGUACUGUAGAGU
This is a messenger RNA of Phanerochaete carnosa HHB-10118-sp, 1802 nucleotides long. RefSeq lists its product as uncharacterized. Gene Ontology annotation, molecular function: tRNA (cytidine-N3)-methyltransferase activity. NCBI's taxonomy places the organism in Eukaryota, Fungi, Basidiomycota, Agaricomycetes, Polyporales, Phanerochaetaceae. The transcript has 9 exons. Bases 40 to 984 code for a protein of 314 amino acids. The record is from RefSeq and is a predicted model, not a curated record.